Lates calcarifer (barramundi perch) is the source of this 8768-nucleotide messenger RNA. RefSeq names its product BCL-6 corepressor. Gene Ontology annotation, biological process: negative regulation of transcription by RNA polymerase II. Gene Ontology annotation, cellular component: nucleus. The coding region runs from base 977 to 7216 and encodes 2079 amino acids. Gene Ontology annotation, molecular function: protein binding; transcription corepressor activity. Lineage: Eukaryota; Metazoa; Chordata; Actinopteri; Centropomidae. The transcript is spliced from 14 exons. The record is from RefSeq and is a predicted model, not a curated record.
GAGGAAAAAAAGAAAAGAGAGAAAGCAUCGGGUGGAGAGGAGGAGGAGGAGGAGGAGGAAGAGCGGGAUCAAACCGAGCAGACAGACAGACGACGGGACCGGAAAGAAAGAAAAGAAAUGUGGAAUAAUCCGCGAGCUGUGCGCGCGACACCCUGAGGAAUAUUUCCGCUCGUGGAGGAAAAUGUCAUUUUUGAUAUUUUCUUAUUUUUUUGUUUUUUAAUUUCCGGUCAGAAUUUGUUUGGAUUUGAUCCCGCUGCUGCUGCCGCUUCCUGCCGGGACUUCACAGAAGGAAAACACACACACACGCCGAGAGUUCCCGGUACCGGACGGCGUGUGCGUGUGUGCGCGUGAACAUGCGUGCGUGUCCAGGUGUGUGUGUCCGCCCCCGGCUUCCAUUUGUCGCUGUUUGUUGUUAAAUUUGAUGUUUUUCUAACGGAGUUCUGCUCAGCUCCGGUCACCUUGUUUUUGACCCGUGUGUGCGUGCCCGUGCGUGAGUGCGCGUGAACGCGUGCGUGCUCAGCAUGUCGCAGCGUGGCGCCCACACUAACAAUAAUUCAUAAACAGCUUUGUUUGUGUUUGUUUCUGAGGAGUGUUUUCGGUUUUUUGGAGGAGGACCAACAGCGCGCGCGCGUGUGUGUUUCUGCGUGCACGUGCGCGCCCACGUCUGCCUCGCGGCAGUUCAAUGAGGAUGGAUUUAUUUACUUUGACACGAGAGGAGGAGAUUUGAUGUUUAGUUUGAAGCCGUUUUUACCGGAUGGAUGUUCAGUCAUAAAAUAAAAAGACAAAACUGAAACGUUAAAAACUGUUUUUCUCCACAGAAGAAGAAAGAGUCGCUGCAGAUUUUUGUCGUUUUGACGGACGGCCCCCUGGUGGGCGGAGUCAACAGGUGAUCCAGCCAGUCAUGGCGUACUGAGCGGCGUCCUCAAGGCAGACGGUCCCACCUGAGGCUGAAACCAGAGGACCGCAGACUCACAGCAUGGUGGAUGCCAGCACAGCUUACAGGAUGAACCCGCUAGCUGCCCUCAGCAUUGACCGCAACGCUCUGGUGGGGGAAAACCUCCGCCCCCACGGAGGGAUUUUCUAUCAUGGCAUCCAUCCUCUCUCUGCUGAAAAGCCCCAGGAGCCUGGCACUUCUCUCCCACUUGGCUAUGAUCUUCUGUAUAAACCAGAUGUAACCCAGCUGGAUAGCCAGAAACCUGUGAAUGGAUAUGUUGGACUCUAUAAGAACCCACCACCAGGGCUGCAGAAACCCCUGCUUGUCCCUGUUGCAGGAGCUGAUGGCCUGGGGCUAGAUCGCAGAGUUCUACCAAAUGACAAGCAGUCAGAACUGGGCCUGAACGGUGCUGGCAGCUUCCUGAGGUUGCCCUGGAUCAGCCCUUAUGCUGAUGCAACAAUGUACCCCUUCCUGGACAUGGCAUACAAGGCUUCCUUCCUGUCCCAGCCUUCACCCUUCAUCCACCAGCAGCUGGCCUAUCAAUCUUUGUGUGCUGCUGGGGCAGGAAGUGGUACACCUGGGGAGGACAGACUUUUCUACCUGCCUCGUUAUGCCCCGGCCCAUAUCUCCUCCCCGCUGGGCCCUCCAAUCAGGAUCCCUACAGCCACCCCAGCUCCUGCUGUCCUUUCACCCCUGCCUCAAUGCCAGGACAAGGCCUUACAGGGCAUUGGUCCUCAGGUACAACAGGAACCCUCUGCCUUCAGCACCAGUCCACAGAUCCGUCAGGAGCACCAGUCUCACCAUACUGAACGGCAACAUGGCAGCAGUAGCAGUGGUGCUAAGUCUAGCCAGCCCUCUUCCACCAAGAGCAGCAGCAGCAGCAGUGGUGGAAGCACCAGUACCCCUGUUAACAGUUCAGCUAGCACUGCUGACAUGACUGAGUCACCCCCCGUUAGCCAUACUCCAUGCUCUGUUCCCCCACCCCAGCCCCUCAGCAACACCACCACAGACCUCCAGAAGUCCCUUUACAGAAGCACCUCUUCAUCAUCAACCUCACUGUCAGUGUCUCACCCCUUUUACGUGGGUAAUCCGAGCUCUGAACACCGCUCUCCCAUGCACUCAGGCAGCAACAAAACCAAAGAUGCCAGCUCAGACCACUGUAGUGCAGAGAAGUGUAUAUCAUCUGCAAAGACAUCACUGGACAGAGCUAUACCUCAGAGGUCUGGCAAAAACCCUGGAGAAAAACCUUUGGAUCUGUCUGCCAAAGAGCUGGAAGGAUUUGCAAAUGGAUUCCCAUCCAAGUUAGAGGCCCUGGCCAAAUUGGGGUAUUUACCUCCUUCUCGUUAUGGGCUGCUGGUUAAUCAGGACCAACACUUAAAAGAAGGUCUGCCCCCACCUGUUAGCACAUCAGCAAAGACUCCAGAUCGUCCUGAAAUGAUCAGCACUGUGCCCUCUCCGUGGGUUGUUCCGGGUCCUUCCCCAGCUGUCAGCUCAGACCACAGCAGAGGCUCCCAAAUAAUUAAAAACAAAAGUGGAGACAAUAUUCCUCAUCAACCACAGCCUCAAAGCUCUCCUGGUUCCACACCAGUUGAAAUGAACAGUAGUCCCAGUCCUGCCUCAGGAGGAAGACCUUCUGCAACAUCCCCUUCCCCAAAGUCUAAAAUUGAAUGGCCAAGAGUCCCCACUACUGAUUUGGAGAAAGGUCCUCCAAACAGCAAAGGAGAAACUCGCACAUGUUCUGGAAAACCAACAAUAACUCCUGCUAAGCCAGACACUCAGGAGAGCCAACCUCAUCCACAGCAACAGCAGCAGUCUCGUGUGGAAAACGGAAACACCUCCGGCCAAAUGUUUGGUGACUCCUACCUUCCUCCUGGCUUAGGUUACACUAAUCGCUACAUCCCGUAUUCAGUUGCUGAGAAUAUGUCCCUGCAACGCAUGUCCAUACCAGGCAAAGGGCCUGUCUACCCCCACCCAGUCUUGCUUGGUAGCAGUAGCUUUUACCCACCACACAUUGCCCCAAAACAUGGUAUUCCAUAUGGAGUACAUCCAUAUCAGAAUUCCCAGGACUUGGCCCCAACACCAAUGUCAUCCUUCCCAGGUCUAAACACCAAAGACCGACUUGAAAACAGAUCUAAGAGCCAGGAUAAACCCUUGAAUGCAAAAUUGCACAGGAACCAGGAAAGGCCGGAUGCUGACAGCUCCCACAAGAGUGACAAUGACAGAGAUAAGCCCACAAAUCAAACCAUGAAGGCCUCUGGAAAAAGUGUCACUGCUGUCAGAGAUGACAUAGUUUGUAUUGACCUGGUGCAUGAUGAGGCUGAUGAUUUGGCCACCAAUAAACAAAACUCCCCAACUACCAGAGCAGAAGAUUCCUCUAAGCCAGGUGGCAGUGGUUGUAACCAUAUUCCCGAAAAAGAGCCAUGGCCUCCAAAGGUCCUCCCUCCCAGUCAGGCUGCAGAGCAGAGGCCAGGCUCACUACCCCAGACUUCCCAACCAAAACCCCCUCAUCACAUUUCUUCUUCAUCUCCUCCUACUAAAGAGGAGAACCUAGAGGAGAUACCAGAGGAGGAGGAACCAGUUAGUCCAUUCCCAGACAUCCCAGAGGAGCAGACAAUGCGUUGUGCCAGAACCUCUCCACAGCAGUUUUCAAGAAAAUGUAAAACUGGAGCCCCUGGUGGUGCUGGGGACUUCAUAAGGGGUGGAACUAGUGGUGGGAAUAAUGAUUUUGAUGGGAAGAGUGGUAGUGAUGAGGCUAAGUCAGAGGGCUCGGUCAGUAAAAAGGCUGAACCUGAGCAAAGCUUUUCCAGAAACAGCAACUUGGGUACUGGAAGCAAAGAAAACAAUUCUAGCAACAUAAUGGGAGUAGUAUGUACAGUCACCAGCCCCAGCCCAAAGAGUCCAAUUUAUGGGGGCAACUGUAAUUCAGAUAGUCCAGUUUGCACCAGUAAAGGUUUAGCAUGUAGAGAUUUCAGUCCCCAGGUCCCUGCUUGUAGGAGUUUUAAUCCCAGGGUUGCAGGUGGAGGAGUCAUGAACACCAGGGCCCCUCUUUGUGUUAACAACCCAAGAGCUCCCACAUGCAACAGUGGAGAUGCAAAGAGUCCAAAUUUUGUCAACAGAGGUUUUGUGGGACCAUGUUGUAGAAAUCUGUCUAUGAGGGCUCCAACUUGUGAACCCAGAAUCUUCAGUGGUCCAACUCAUGGUAAUAGCAACCCUGUAGCUCCAAACUGUAGGAGUAUCAAUCCCAGAUUUGCAAAUUGUGAAGACCGCAAUACAGGGCGGCCACCAUGUGGAAACGUCAACCUUGGGGUUCCUGCAUGUAAUUUUAGUGGUCCAAAUUGUGGAAAUAUCCUCUCUAAAGGCCAGUCUUUUGAAAAUACUCAGAGCUGUGUAAAUAACAAUCCCAGGGUCCUAACAUAUGGAAACAGUUUUCCUCGGAGCCCAACCUGUCGGCACCUUUCACCUGGCAAUCCCACCAAUGGAGGAUUUGAUAGGAUGCCUGCAGAUUUGACUCCAGAGCUGCCAGUUAACAGAGACCUUAAAGGUGAAGGCUUUUCGUCCAAUGAGACAGGGCCUUGGAGAGAGACACCAAACUCUAUCCUCACCUCCACCGACUGUGGAGAUGGGAAGAAAGACAUCCAGGAAAACAUGGAUCUCCUGGCAGAUGACGACGACAGCCCCGGCUGCAGCAAGAACCGGCGCUCCGGCCUCACCAGACGCAUCGCCAACUCAUCCGGCUACGUCGGCGACCGCUUCAAAUGCAUGACCACAGAGCUUUACGCCGACUCCAGCAAGCUGAGCCGAGAGCAAAGAGCACUCCAGCGAGCAAUGCUGCGCUUCUCCGAGCUGGAGCUGAAGGAGAAAGAAGGAGGACGAGGAGAAGAAGAGGAGGAGGAGGAAGAAGGGGGGAUGACAGCAGCAGCAGCAGCGGUGGCAACAGAGGAGAAGGAGCUGGCAGGCGGCCAGCGGGGAGACGGAGGGAGGGAGGAAGUGGAGGAGGAGGAGGGGAAGAAGAAAGAGGGAGGAGGAGGAGGAGGAGGAAGAGGGUGGGAGCGCUGCCAGCAGAGUGAGGGGAGCCAGGGAGGAGGAGGAGGAGGAGGAGGAGGAAGAACUCCCUCUGCAGCCGCCGCCGAGGCACCGAGAGGUCCGCUCUGUCCUCACAGCCACCUCCCCGUCCUGCCACUGUGCCGCCACUCCGACAACCUCCCCGUCCUGCGAGAAAAGGAUGACCGCUCUGCAGAGGAGGAGAAGAAUGAAGAGGGAGAAGAAGGAGGUCUGCAGGAGGAGAGGAAGAAAGAGGAGAGAGCAGAACCACAACAACAACAAAGGUUCCUCCCCACAGCCAGAGGCCUGUUUCAGGGAAAAGCCCCCCUGCCGACCUCCUCGCCGGGUGGUUCGAAUCCCAGCGUGGCGAUAAACCGGAGGCGCAUUUUCAGUCUGGAGCCUUUCCACCAGAGCAGCAUCAUCAGCAGCCGGCUGAAGAGAGGGAGGGAGGAGGAGAGGGAGGCAGAGAGGGAGGAGGACCAGACGGGAAACAAGAAACCCAAGUUAACAACCGACUCGACGCUGGACGACGUCAAGAAGCUGAAGGUUUGCAUCGAGCUGAACGGCCUCCGACUCAACAAGCCCCGCCUCCCCGGGGAGCUCGGCCAAUGGCUGCCGUCCGGCGAGAGGUCGGCAGAGGUCAACAGGAAGUUCAGGAUGGACGUCCCGGGCGUCAGGGCGAGGUCAGAGGUCAAUGGAGGCUGGUGCGACCCGGCGUUUGUGAGGAGGGACGGACCAAGAGUUUUCCACGUGGCCCCGCCCUCCUCUCCCGCCCACCUCCUGCGGCAACCGUGCAACCCCGCCCCCCGGCAACCAGCCCCGGCAUCCUUCUCCGCCUCCUCCCCCCGCCUCCAGGACAAACAUCAGAAGCUGAGGGAGAGCCACAGGGUCUCCACCUUCCUCCCGUCCUUACCUCCUCUUCCUCCUCCCUCCUCACCCGACACCCAUCCCGUCCGCUGCCACGACGACGACCUCGACAAGCCGAAGGGCAAGCGUCCCUGCAAGACGAAGCACACGGGAGGAGAGACGGCGAGGGAGGAGGAGAGAGAUGAAGGAGGGAGCAACGGCGAUGAGGAGAGGAAUGGGAAGGUUUCUCCGUCUGACCCGUCUCGCUCGCCCGGCCAUCGACCUCCCUCUCCACAGAACCCGCUCUCCGCCCGGCCCGUCCCUCCGGAGGUGCGCCGGCUCAUUGUGAACAAAAACGCCGGAGAGACGCUGCUGCAGCGCGCCGCCCGCCUGGGAUACGAGGAGGUGGUGCUGUACUGUCUGGAGAGACGGAUCUGCGACGUCAACCAUCGAGACAACGCCGGGUACUGCGCCCUGCACGAAGCCUGUGCCCGAGGCUGGCUGGGGAUCGUACGCCACCUGGUGGAGCACGGAGCCGACGUCAACUGCAGCGCUCAGGAUGGAACCAGGCCGCUGCACGACGCCGUGGAGAACGACCACGUGGAGGUGGUGCGCUUCCUCCUGGCCUGCGGCGCCGACCCCACCCUCACCUCCUACUCCGGACGAGGGCCAAUCAACAUGACCCACAGCGCUGCCAUGGAAACCUUCCUGGAGGACUAUCUCUCUGACCUCCAGGGAAGGUCGGAGGGCGAUCCAGGAAUCUACUGGGAGUUUUACGGCAGCUCCGUGUGCGAGCCGUCCAGCGAGGGAGGAGCGUACAACAUCCUGGCUGACCCACCAGGACCGGAGGAGGAAGAGGAGGACGAAGAUGAGGACGAGGAUGAGGAGCAACGUGCAAGAAGGGAGGUGUUUGAGUUUGAGCUGUCCGACCGACCGCUGCUCCCCUGCUACAACAUCCAGGUGUCGCUGUCACAGGGUCCAAGGAACUGGCUCCUCCUCUCUGAUGUCUUAGGUCGUCUUCGGAUGACGUCUCGGUCUUUCAGGCGCCUCUUCCCUCAGCUCAACGUGCAGUCCAUCCCCGAGGACGAGUUCUACCGCCAGGCGUCGCUGUCGCAGCUCCUGACGGGUCCUGACGAGCAGGAGCUGGCCUCCUUCAGGCCGGACGUCAAAGACCCUCUGGAGCUGGUGGAGGCCACCCCUGAGCUGGCCGGCAUGCUCGGCUCUUCCCUGGAGUUCGUGGACAGUCGCUGGGAUUCGCUAAAAACUUCACCACCUCCAACGCCGCCACCAGCACCAUCACCCACGACCCUCUGUAAGACUUUCACCCAGACCGCCACACCUUAUUUCACCAUUACUACCACCACAGCGACAGGGGGCAGCAGAGGCUGGUGCUAAACUGGGAAAUACACUGAAAACCAGGACGGCAGAGUCUGGACAGUGUCAUGGUUUUAAAACUCUGGGAUAUUCUUCUCCAGCAGCUAAAAUGGAAAUGAAAUCGGAUACUACCAUGUGUCAUCAUCGUCAAGGAAGUAAAAAUGUUGUGGAUCCUUCUUUGGCAAAACCAAACAUGACAAUGAAUGCUAGCAUGUGGGAACCGCAAAGAUUACGAAGUAAAAAUGCUGGAAUUGCUAAUUUUGCUCAUCUGGACUCAAAGAUGGACCCUAGCAUGUGGGAACCACAAAGACAACGCGGUAAAGAUACUGGAAUUGCUAAUUCUGCUAAUUCUGACUCUAAAAUGGAUGCUAGCAUGUGGGAACCACAAAGACAACAAAGUAAGAAAACUGGGAUCAUAAAUUCUCCUAAUCCAGACAUUAAGGUGGACUCUAGCAUUUGGGAACAACAAUGGCAAGGAAGUAAAACCACAGGAAUCACUGCUGCCGAGUCUGAUGUGACGGUUGGUGCUAGCAUGUGGGAACCCCAGCGACUGCGAAGUAGAAACGCUGUGAAUUCUGACAUCAAAGUUGAACCUACCUUGUCAGAACCUCAGCGCUUGCGGAAUAAGAGCGCUGGAAAUGGUAAUCCAGCAAAUUCAGUCGAAGCUAACACGAUGGAAACGACAAAAUCCAGGGAGUAAGACUGGUGGGGUUCCGGAUUCCACAAACCCAGGUCCUUCAGUUGAUGGUAGCAUUUGGGAACCACAGCGUCUGAGAAGUAAGAAUGCUGCGAUCACCACCCCUGUGAAACCAGAUUCUAGAGUUGAUGGUAACACAUGGGAACGCCAGGGAAUAAAGAAAGUAGGUGGCGCCAGCACAGCACCAAAAAGAGAAGCUACUUCCUGUGAUACCCAGGGAGGUAAAACCAUAAAGAUGGAUGCUGCCUGGCAAAGGAACUUGGGCAAUGUCAGAGUCCACAUCAGGGACUUGGGGAUGAAAGUUGGUGGAGGUACCGUCCGGAGAGAUGUGAAGAAAGAGCAAGGGAAGGUCAUCGGGAAAGGUGCCAGGGUUAAAACAAGGUCAUGACAAAACAUGACGCAACCAAGGACGUGACAAACGGUUGACGUUUUAACAUAAACUGGAACUGCAGCUGGACUAAUAUUCCUCAGCAACAAGACAGAAUUCAGGAAGAAGAAGAACAAGAAAAUUAACAAUUUUACACUAAAUUGAAGUGUACAUGUAAAUAUUGUAAAUGAGCAAACAUCAUAUUUGCACGUCGGAAAGGACAGUGCAUCCUUCGUGGAGAGACUGUAACAGUAUUAUGUGUGUUAUAUGUAUACUGUAAAUAUGUGUCUUUUUUAUUUAUAAGUACAGAUAUCACUGGUUCUUAAAUUUGUUUUUUGUAAAUGCAGUCUGGUGUAAAUACAAUGCAGUCUCUGUUGCGUGAUAAGAUUAUUGGUUCUGGUCUGGGAGGUUGUUUGUUACUUUUGUGUGUAAUUUUGUAUUCAGCAUCCUGUUGGCUUUCGUCACCAAACUAUUUAUUGUCCAAUAAAAAUGAAGGAAGAAGGAAAAUG